Messenger RNA from Penicillium atrosanguineum, 1470 nucleotides. It is a transcript of the gene fmqD, whose product is annotated as FAD-dependent monooxygenase fmqD. Bases 1 to 1470 code for a protein of 489 amino acids. The transcript is spliced from 5 exons. Gene Ontology annotation, molecular function: FAD binding; oxidoreductase activity. The record is from RefSeq and is a predicted model, not a curated record. Lineage: Eukaryota; Fungi; Ascomycota; Eurotiomycetes; Eurotiales; Aspergillaceae.
AUGCGAUCGUACUUGAUCCCAAUCCUCGCGGGAUUACCGAUCCUAGCGAGAUCAACACUAGCACUUGCUAGCCGAGAUGAAGGUCCUGAUUUCAAAGCUAUUUUCAGCCCAGUCUUGUCUUCCGGUGCCCAUCUAUUCCUCCCCGGUGAUCCGGAAUAUUUCAAGGUCAAUGAAAGAUGGUCCAAUCUGGAAGACCCGCAGUAUGAUGCUGCUAUUCAACCAGCCACCGAACUCGAUGUGAAAAACAUUGUUUCAGCUGCUACUGAGCAUAAUAUCUCCUUUCUCGCCACUGGAUCAGGUCAUAGUGUCAAACCAGGCUAUGCUUCCGUCAAGGGGGCGGUGAACAUCGACCUCAGCCUAAUGAAAAACAUCGCUUUGGGCUAUGACACCGACACCGUGACUGUCGGACCAGGAGUAAAGAACAGCCAGGUGUACGACGUGGUAUAUGAUGUGAAAAAGGAACUCCCUCUUAGCACCGACCGCUGCAUUAGCACGAUUGGCACGAUGAUUGGAGGCGGCCUGGGAACUCUUUACAGCACGCGUGGUAUUUUGGCAGACUCGCUGGUCUCAGCUAACGUCGUCACUGCAGCAGGUGACCUAGUCACAGCCUCAUUGACCGAAAAUCCGGAUCUCUUUUGGGCUAUUCGUGGAGCCGGUCAUAACUUUGGCAUUGUGACCUCCGCCACGUUUAAGAUCUACGACCAGACCAAUGGUGGCAACAGUCUAGUCGGUGAUUUCGUGAUUCCCAACUCCAGGAAUGCCUCCGCAUUCGAGAUAUUGAAGUCAGUGGAUGAGGACCUCGAGCACAACGUCUUUUGGGGAAUUCUAAUCGGUUUCAACCACACGACCAAGGAGGCUGAAAUUCAUCUCCGAUUAAUUGUCCAAGGGAGCGACGAAGAGGCUGCCCCCCAUCUCGCCAAAGCAAAAGCCCUCAACCCAACCGUCACCUCCUGGGAGAACAUGACAUGGAACGCCUUCGGUGAACCAACCGAGAUCAUGUGCAACACGGGCUGGAAUUCCAACAUGUACCAAAUGGGUCUAAAGAAGACUGAUGUGGACACAUUGGUUUCGUCGUUCAACCAUUGGAACACCUUCUCUUAUGAGAACGACUGGUAUAACGGGCUGAUCAUGAUGGAGAGACAUUCCGAAAAGAAGGUGAUGUCGGUUCCAAAGGAGGAGCAAGGAGUAUUUCCAUGGCGAGAUACCAAAAUUCAAAUGAUACUUGUCAACUACGUGACCGACCCGAAAUACGCUGGUACACUCAAUGACUUUAUGCAGCCGGUUCGCGCAGAUAUCCAGGGCGCGAUGGGAUUCGAAAAUCACCAUAGCUAUGUGAAUGAGGCAUUCGGCGAUGAAGGUCCGAAAGUGUGGUACGGAGAGCAUAACUUACCCAGGCUGGUGGCGGCGAAGCAAAAGUGGGAUCCGAGCAAUCAAUUCGGAGCUGGAAUGCCAGUGCCACUGAGUCUCUAG